This is a messenger RNA of Halteromyces radiatus, 1337 nucleotides long. RefSeq names its product ubiquitin-2 like Rad60 SUMO-like-domain-containing protein. Gene Ontology annotation, molecular function: protein tag activity; ubiquitin-like protein ligase binding. The record is from RefSeq and is a predicted model, not a curated record. The coding region runs from base 65 to 1312 and encodes 415 amino acids. NCBI's taxonomy places the organism in Eukaryota, Fungi, Mucoromycota, Mucoromycetes, Mucorales, Cunninghamellaceae. The transcript has 7 exons. Gene Ontology annotation, cellular component: nucleus. Gene Ontology annotation, biological process: protein sumoylation.
ACUCGUUUUUCCACUCUUUUUCCUAUUUAAUUUUAUAUAUUUUAUUUACUUUUUGCUAUUCACAAUGUGCGACUUUGAUAUUACUAGUUUCCGUGAUAAAUCCUCAACAUCAAAUACACAAAAUCCAAAUCAAGGAGAAAGUACAUAUACUGCUUUUUUGGAAAAACGGAAAUUAUUAGGUUUAGACGACUCGGAUUCAGACUCUGAUUCAGACGAAGACUCAACUUCAAAGAAACAAAAAAAGAAAUUACAACCACAACAACAGGACGAACCAUCAAAACCAACGACAUCGACAAUAGACACCGAUAAAAACAAAAUAAACGACACUGUAGAUAUAAUAGAUAAUGAUAAACAACCCGAUCAGAUUGCAUCAACAUUACAUUCUCAAGUGAAAACGGAAUUGGUUAACAAAACAUCAAUAGAUUUAUGCAAUGAUUCAACCGAUAGCUCUGUGCCAAUAGAAAUUACUGAUGCACCAAUAACACCUAAACGACGAACGCCAGCACUGGAACUCAGUAUAUCUAUGGAUAUUGAAGAUUUAGAUCCAGAACUUGCAGAGCUUACUGCUGAGGAAAGACAUACACCCGCCACAACUGAUUCUAUAGGAACUGAUACUGAACCUCAAAAAGUGCAAAUCAAGGUUACCUAUGUUAGUUUACUUGAAACGGUCGACCCGGUAUUACAAAACGUUAUUAACAUAUUAUCAAAACCUGUCAAGGUGAUCAUGAUGGAUAAUCAUCGAUUUGAUACUUUACUUGGUGAAUAUUGUAAAAAGAAAAGAUUAAUGAUGAAAGAUAUGAUCCUGGUAUAUGAAAAUGUACCUGUCGUUUUACGUGCUACUCCUUCAAGUUUAUCCAUGUCUACACUAUCGGUCAACAAAAUGGAGGUUUAUAAAAGAGAUGAAUUUGAAAGGAAGAUGAAGUUGGAACAAGAAAUCAAGGCAGCUAGAUUGAGUCAAUUAGCUGAAGAAGGAUUGGAAAUGGAUGAUGAUUACCAUGAAGAUUACAACAACAACAACAACAACAACAAUAGUGAUCACAUGAAUAACAAUGACACAUCAAUACCACAAGAUAGUGAUUAUUUACAUAUCAAACUACGUGGAAAGGACAAGAAGGAUGUUGGACUUCGUGUAAAACCGACAACAACAGUAGAAUCAAUGGUAAAACAAUACAUUCGGCUGAUGGGAUUGGAUAUGACACUUUUACCCAAAAUACAAUUAUCAUUUGAAGGGGAAACUUUGGCACCAUCAACGAGGAUAGAAGAUACGGAAUUGGAGGAUGAAGAUAUGUUAUCGGUGAUGAUUCAUAGUUAAGUUACUUUUUAUUUUAUUUUUUAUU